GGAGCUGGCACAGCGCUGCGUGUCGGCCGGAGCAGCGCCCGUGUCGGCGGCCAUGGAGCUACAGGCGGCGCGCCGCGCCUUCUGGGACGUCCGAGCCGCGGCGCUGAGGAUGCUCGAGGCGCUCAUUGGCUGCUGCGGCGUCAGUCUGGUGCAGCGGGCCACUGCGCUGAACGGCCUCCUUGUGAGCGCUCUGCAGGCGCCGGCCGCGCCGCGCCCGUCCCCGGCGGCCGAGGCGGCGCACCGGCAGGCGCUGCGCACGGUGCGCGCGUGGCUGACGGCGGCCGGCGCCGGCUGCGGCCUGCAGGAUCAGGCGGAGAAGCUGAUCACCAUGCUGUCUGAGGACGUCCGACCGCCACAGUCGGCCAAAGUAACACUCCAGACCAACCCGGCGGCCACUAACGGUGUGACCACCAACCCAUCCAAGAAGAAGCGGCGCGGCGCCGGCGAGUGGCUGGAGGCGGACCUGUCGGCGCGCCAGUCGGCCCCGGUGGCGCGCCGGCCGGGUCGCUGUCUGGCCGCGCUGGAGGUGCUCUGUCAGCUGGCGACGGCUCUGGGCCCGCUGCUGACCGUCUCGGCUCACCGGGCCGCCCAGCAGCUGUGUGUCGGCCUGCUGCUGGAGGUGCAGCGGGCGACUGGAGCGCCGCCGCAGCCGUACGACCGGCCGGCCUGCCGCGCCGGUCUGUACCGCCUGCUGCGUGCCCUGGUGGCCGACCCGCACCCCGCCUGGCCGGCGCCCGUUCAGUUCGCCGUGGGACUGUUCGCGCACGGAGCCAGAGAUGAAGAUAGCACGGUGUCGAUGCUGUGCCAAGACAGUCAGGCGCUCUGCUCUCGUAUCGUCCAGCCUGCACAUCCCACACUGUUCUUCCCCGUCGACCUGUCCGCCUGGAGCAAGCCGCCCUCAUCGACCGACCCAGCGGACGGCGCAGCCGCCCCUGUCACUGAUCCAGCGGCCGCGGACGGGACGGCAGCGUUCCCCGCGCCGUCCGGCGGACCGGCGGUCACCACUGACGUCACCAAUGUAUCCAAUGACGUCAGAGGGGCGCCGGAAGCCGCCAAAGACAUCCCUAGCGAUGUCAGUGAGUGCGGCUCUAGCGACACUGUCCGCCUGGGCAGCCGGCUGGGCUCGGUGACAGCAGCAGCAGCGGCGGCGGCGGCGACUCCUGCCGACAGCCGCGCUGGCUCGCCGCCGGGUGCAUCGGCACCGAACAGUAGCCGGGCCUCCCCGCGACCCGCCGCGAGCACAGCCGGCCUCGGCGGGGGCCGGGCGUCGCCACCCGAGAGGAAGCCACCGGCGGCCUGGCUGGCGGGCGCCGCGGCGGCUGCGGGGGGUGCCAGGGGCGAGGCGGCGUCCGUCACCACUGUAACAAUCGCCUCCAGCGAGAGCUCUGCGUCGGCUGACGGCCGGCGCUCGGUCGAGCUGGCAGAGAUGGAGGAGGACCAGAAGUCGAUUGUCCUCGGAGGCAGUGAGGACGGGGAGGAGGAGAGCCGACCGACCGCGCGUCGCCCGGCACCCGACGAGAGUGACGAGGUGGAAAUACUGGAGACCAAGCGGCCCAGAAGGCAGACCAUGAACGAUGACGACCUGGCGCCAGAUGUGGCCGAAAUGCUGAAGGAUUUCGUGAACGAGGACCCGGAGGUGGAGUGAGAAGGGAGAGAACGUAACGCGGGUCAAGGGAGGGAGGGGAGGCGAAUGAGCGUCCGAUGGGAAUAUGUGAAUUUUGGAUGCUUAUGUUUGGGCUGUGUUCUUAACAGCAAGGAACUGAAAGCUGUUUUCCUGCCGCUGGGCAGAAGAAAAGGAAGCUACGCUUGAAAGAUGCGUUUCCAGAAAAUGGACAUGCUCUUUCUGGGUCAUGGUAGACGUGCUACCUUCGGCCAGGCUUCUGGGGAGCUCAGGCAGCUGGAGUGUUUUCUCCUCUGGGUAAGUCUCGCUCUUGUCUGAGUUCUCAGUUAUCUGUACGCGGUGUCCAUUUAUCCAACAGUGGAUUUCCUGUGCCGAUGCGGGAAUACCAUUCAGGGAGUCUCACCAGGGACCUCUUAUGCUUGCCGUAUGCGGCGGGCGACCGCUUCCAACAGAGCGGUGCUUGUGUGGCGAAUGCUGGGCAUGUUGUAAAAAUAUGCGAAAUAUUUGACCGAGCCGAGAAAUACAUGGUUUCAUGUUAAACAAUCUAGAUGCGUGUAAGGUACUAACUGGAAACCAAACCAGUGUUUUUUAAGCAUCAGGCUUAGAACCAGUGUCUAUGUUAAUGACUAAUGGCAUAAAUGAAUGCGCCAAACCCCA
This is a messenger RNA of Amphibalanus amphitrite, 2278 nucleotides long. Its product is annotated as proline-, glutamic acid- and leucine-rich protein 1-like. NCBI's taxonomy places the organism in Eukaryota, Metazoa, Arthropoda, Thecostraca, Balanomorpha, Balanidae. The record is from RefSeq and is a predicted model, not a curated record. Gene Ontology annotation, cellular component: nucleus. The coding region runs from base 53 to 1645 and encodes 530 amino acids. The transcript is spliced from 4 exons. Gene Ontology annotation, biological process: rRNA processing.